UAUUCAUUGAGUCCUAUACAGACCAUGUGCAAUGUCCACACACUCAACUCUUACUGGUAUAUAGUGUUGGGUCAACAAGGCAAGUAUGAAAUAUUUUCUUGAAAGCAAAGUUUUGGCUCCACAGUCUCUCCAUCGCAGAGGUCACACAAACUUAUUUUAUCAUCAUAUUGUCUAUAAAACGUUCAUUUAGAUAUAGGCAUGUAAUAUAUUGUUAUCAUUUCAUUCAGUCUCAUAUGAUUGAUGAUAUUCUCACAACUUAGAAUCCUUCAUAAAAUAUAUCGUAUUGCUAGGUGUACAUGAGCAUGCGAUUUUUAAUGAAAACAUUACAAACUGUGAGAGGAGCAUACAUUGGUAAAUACUCUAUCAUAACGAACACAAUAACAGCUGGUUCACUAGGAUUUCUUGGCGAUGCUGUUGCACAAAAAUCAGAAAGAAAAUUUUCAACAGAACGGGAGUGGGACAAAAAGAGAACUGCUAAUAUGGCUCUUGUGUGUACAGUUGCUGGUCCAGUUAUGCACAUAUGGUACAAAUUUCUAGAUGGCAAAUUCCCUGGAAGAUCACCGGGUAUCGUUGCAACAAAAGUGAUGAUUGAUCUACUGAGCGGGCCAAUUUGGUAUGGAUGGUUUAUUGGAGGGCUAAGCACACUUCGUGGAAAUACAUUGCCACAGACAGUACAAGAGUUCAAAGACAAACUUCCAAUUAUUAUAGCUAUAGAUUUAACACUGUGGCCAAUUUUUCAGGGGAUGAAUUUUGCAUUAUUUCCACCUCAUUAUAGAAUAUUAGUGUUGAAGUGCAAUGAACUUGUAUUUGAUGUAAUUUUCUCUCAUAUUGCUAAUCAUGAAUACACAUUUUCAUCUCUUUUUACAAAGAUUAAAAAAAUGUUUCAACGCAAGAGUGCAGAUUAAAAAUGUCAUUUAGUAUUCUCUGUAAUCCUUCAGAAAUGUGGAAUGGCGAACCACUUUUAA
Molecule: messenger RNA, 965 nt
Organism: Styela clava
Lineage: Eukaryota; Metazoa; Chordata; Ascidiacea; Stolidobranchia; Styelidae
Product: mpv17-like protein 2
Biological process (GO): mitochondrial ribosome assembly
Cellular component (GO): membrane; mitochondrion; cytoplasm
Source: RefSeq, a predicted model, not a curated record